Molecule: messenger RNA, 1077 nt
Organism: Rhagoletis zephyria (snowberry fruit fly)
Lineage: Eukaryota; Metazoa; Arthropoda; Insecta; Diptera; Tephritidae
Source: RefSeq, a predicted model, not a curated record
AUGAAGAUCACACUCAAGACCCUGCAGCAGAGUCAAUUCGACGUGGAAAUUGACGAAAACGAAACGGUGCGAAACCUCAAAGAAAAGAUUCAGUCUUCAAAGGGAGCCGAUUACAAUGCCGACUGGAUGAAACUCAUCUACUCGGGCAAAAUUUGGGGCGACAAUGAUGUCCUGAAGUCCUGCUCAUAUGACGAGAGCAAGUUUGUCGUUGUUAUGGUGACCAAGCCCAAACCGGCUCCAGCUGCGGCAAACCCUCCGCCCAAGGCUAGCCAGCCCGCUGCUGAACCAACUCCCCCGGAUUCUCCCACUCGAGGCACAGCCUCAGCCGGCGGUGCCGCCACCGCUUCCUCUUCCAUUGCUGCCGAGUCGACCAUUGUCAUUGGCAGCGAUUAUGAGCGCAUUGUCGCGCAACUGGUCGAAAUGGGAUACGGACGACCUGAGGUGGAACGUGCCCUCCGUGCUAGCUUCAACAAUCCAGACCGUGCUGUCGAGUAUCUUCUCUCAGGCAUUCCAGUUGAUUUGGAAGAAGGUGGCGGUGCUCCAGCCGCUGGCAAUGUCCCUCCGGCUGCCGGUGGAGCUCCGGCCUCUGCUGGAGCCGGGGCCCCUGCAGCUGCCGCUGGCCGUGGAGAAAGUGGCGCCGGCGGUGGCGGUGGAAACCCUUUGGAAUUUCUAAUGGCUCAACCUCAGUUUCAGCAAAUGCGACAGGCUGUUCAGCAAAACCCUGCACUUCUUAACACUCUGAUGCAGCAAAUUGGCCGCAACAACCCUCAACUCAUGGACAUGAUCAACCAGAACCAGGAAGAUUUUCUGCGAAUGAUCAACUCAAACGAGCCUUUGCCUCCAGUUAUUCCAGCUGCUGGGCCUGGUGCCGCAAAUGCUGAGGCUGCUGAGGCUGCUGCAAGUCUGGAAAGUCUGAUUGGCUCUCAUCAUCGGCUUUCAACUGAGGAGAAGGAAGCUGUUGACCGACUCAAGGCGUUGGGAUUUCCAGAGUAUUUGGCCCUCCAGGCCUACUUUGCGUGUGAUAAAAAUGAAAACAUGGCCGCCAAUUUCCUGCUCUCGCAAGCCUUUGAAGAUUGA